Molecule: messenger RNA, 1191 nt
Organism: Suillus bovinus
Lineage: Eukaryota; Fungi; Basidiomycota; Agaricomycetes; Boletales; Suillaceae
Exons: 7
Coding region: 1-1191 (396 amino acids)
Biological process (GO): mitotic cell cycle checkpoint signaling; protein ubiquitination; ubiquitin-dependent protein catabolic process
Cellular component (GO): nucleus
Molecular function (GO): ubiquitin-protein transferase activity
Source: RefSeq, a predicted model, not a curated record
AUGUCCCGCAGUGCAGGCGCCUCCAGCUCAGCCCUAAAACGCGGGCCCCCUUCCUCAUUUGAAGGACUUGAGGACGAGACGAGCAAGAAGCGGUUCAAAGAGGAUUUGGGAAAUGAGCCAGAUAGCGAAAAGCCUGUUGCUAAACCAUAUUUUGAGGCCCUAGCAGAGGAUCUUGCUCAAGAACUUCAAUGCGGUUGUUGCACUGAGCUAGUGUACCGACCAGUAGUUGUGUCUCCUUGUCAGCACUUCUUCUGUGGCAGCUGCUGCGUUUUGUGGAUUCGUAACGGAGGUACGAAUUGCCCUGCAUGUCGAGGAGUAUCUACUAUCGUUACACCAUCACGUCCUCUGCAAUCGAUCGUCGAUAUUCUUUUGCGUGCCGAUCCUUCACGAGAACGCACUGAACGAGAACGGAUUCAAGCGGAUGAGGUAUACAAGGCUGGAUGUUCUAUGAGGAUCCCGACACCACGAGAAGCGUCACCGGAACCCAACCUAAAUCAAAAUGUGGAUUAUGUCCGCCCUUGUCCUCAUUGUGCGCCUGAUAAUGCAUUUGGUUGGAGGUGCCCUCAACCUGUCAUCGAUUACGGCGUUGACCCAGAGCGUGCGUGGCAUUUGGAUGACGGUAAUCCGCCUGGUCAUGCGUUUUGUGGAAACUGCGAAAAUCUUCUCGCCUUGCGCGCUCCCUCCACAACAAAAUGUGAUCUAUGUCAGGUCUCAUUUUGCGGCGUUGGUGUACCAGGGCGUUGCUUGGCAGCACCUCUGUUAUCUCAGCACCCUCACAAUAUGUCUGACCUCGGUGAUCUCAUCCAAUCAUCCGAAGUCUAUGGAUGUUUCGAUCAUAAUACCGUUGAGGUCGACAUUAUGCUUGAUUACCUGACCGCUCAAGAAAUUUCUCCUCGGCAUAUCUAUCGCGAGGUUGCAUCACACAUCCUCUCCCAGCCUAACGGUUUCCGUCCCCUGAUAGAGCUCGACUUGUUCAUAGAUAUCCACAGCGUGACCGCUGGGAUUGAUGAAAAUCCAGACGCGCCGAGAAACAGGCUAUGCAGACAAUGCGCUACAGAAGUCAUGCUCUGGGGUCUUAAGGACUGGUGGAUACGAGAAAGGCAGAAGGGUUUUCUCGCAGAAACUGUGACUCGUCGACCUGAUUGUAAGGAAGGCCCCUCCUGCAGCAGACAGAAAGAUCUCGGUGAGUGA